UGGAUGGACUCCACUGUUUGGGCUGUGAUUGGAUCGCUGCGUUACCCCAGCCUGAAAAACGGUGUGGCACAGGGGUGUGCAGAAACCAAAGACGCGGUAUUAUAUCUGGGAUUCUCGGCCUCGUAUUAAAUCUAGAGUUUAUGUGAUGAAGAUGGAGAUUAGGCCUCUGUUGAUGUGCUUUGCUCUGUGCGUGGUAUACGCCACCAGCAAACCCACAGAGAAGAAGGAGCGUGUCUUCCAUGAUGCACCACUGAGCAGCAAGGAGCAUGACGACGGCACAAACUUUGACUAUGACCAUGAUGCCUUCCUUGGGGAAGAGGAAGCCAAGACGUUUGAUGACCUGACCCCAGAGGAAAGCAAGAAUAGGCUUGGUAAAAUUGUGGAUAAGAUCGAUGCAGACGAGGAUGGCUUCGUCACAGAGGCAGAGCUGAAAGCAUGGAUCAAAAAGGCUCAGAAGAAGUACAUCUAUGACAAUGUGGAAAGACAGUGGAAGGAUUUUGACAUGAAUAAUGAUGGCAUGAUCUCCUGGGACGAAUACAAGAAUGUCACUUAUGGCACCUACCUUGAUGAUCUUGAGUCUGAUGAUGGCUACAACUACAAGCAGAUGAUGGCUAGAGAUGAACGGCGCUUCAAACUGGCUGAUGGAAAUGGAGAUCACAUCGCUGACAAAGAGGAGUUCACUGCUUUCCUCCAUCCUGAGGAGUAUGAGCAUAUGAAGGACAUUGUUGUGUUGGAAACUAUGGAGGACAUUGAUAAGAAUGGUGAUGGUUUUAUUGGCCUGGAUGAGUAUAUUGGCGACAUGUACAACCACGAGGAUGAAAUGGACGAGCCAGAAUGGGUGGCAACCGAGCGAGAGCAGUUUUCAGAGUUUAGAGACAAGAACAAGGAUGGGAAGAUGGACAAAGAGGAGACCAUGGACUGGAUCCUGCCGGCCGACUACGACCACGCAGAAGCCGAAGCGAAGCAUGUGAAGAGGUUUAUUCAGAGCUAG
Sinocyclocheilus rhinocerous is the source of this 991-nucleotide messenger RNA. RefSeq names its product calumenin a (gene calua). The transcript has 6 exons. The coding region runs from base 146 to 991 and encodes 281 amino acids. Lineage: Eukaryota; Metazoa; Chordata; Actinopteri; Cypriniformes; Cyprinidae. Gene Ontology annotation, cellular component: endoplasmic reticulum. The record is from RefSeq and is a predicted model, not a curated record. Gene Ontology annotation, molecular function: calcium ion binding.